Drepanopeziza brunnea f. sp. 'multigermtubi' MB_m1 is the source of this 1011-nucleotide messenger RNA. NCBI's taxonomy places the organism in Eukaryota, Fungi, Ascomycota, Leotiomycetes, Helotiales, Drepanopezizaceae. The record is from RefSeq and is a predicted model, not a curated record.
AUGGUAUCGCUCUGUGGCACGUUCCUCGUGCCGUAUCUCGUCACUCGAGCGGUGCCCUUCAAUCUAGAUGAAUUCUACUUAUGGUCUAUCAUACACCUUCUUAUCGAGUCGUUCAUUGUCCUGGCUGCACAGGUAUACGUUUUCUUCUACGAAUGUGCAAGAGUCGACGAUGAAAGCACACCGGAGAUGUGGCUAAAGGCGCUGAAGACCAACCUCGACUCUGGCCCGCAAGGGCUUAGUCUCUUUACACCUCGUUCACCGCGUCGGGAGCAACACAUUCAGAAGGACAAAGAACGUUUUGUAUGGGCUCUGCAUCACCAAGGCCAUGCCAUCCCGUAUAUAUUCUCGGCGAGGGUGCGAGUCACGUUCCAACUUUGGCCUUAUUCCAUGAAUUACAUCGUAUUCCUGCUUACGUGGGGGGGGAUCCGGGGUCUAUGUGAUUUAGACGGACGGGAAGCAGAGUUGUAUGGUAAUAUUGAAUGGUGGACUGGAGCUAUAAUGGAGGGGAACUGUGCGCCGGAAGAGUUGCAGAAAAUUGUUGUGUUGUUCGUUAUACCAAACACCGCUGGCGUGGAUGAAUGCCAAAAGAUUUCCAACAAGUGCGCAAUACCCAACGUUAAAGUCGAUCUUGCUGGUGACGGGUUUGAGCCAAUCCCUACUCCCGGAAGCGAUUGUGAUCACCCACUCAUUUGCCCGUCGCACCAAAGACCGCUGGCGUUGAGAAAUGCUAAGAUGUUGGCAGCCAUGAGGCCAAAACCGAUGGUGAAGUCGAUCCUGCUCGUGACGGGUAAGAGCCAACCUGCACUCCAGAUAAGGAUCACAAACCUCCAUACGAUAGCAGCUACCACAAUCUGGACCCUUAACGGGAAUCUAUCAAUAGGGUUGCUGACUCCAGAGUCCAUCGUACCGGUCGAGUUGCUGGUUGAAUUCAUUUCUGUCGUCGUCGUCGUCGUCAUCGUUGUUACUGGUCGUGGUCAAAGAACCACGAUAGGAGCAUGGACUCCAACAUAA